CUUGUGUUCCAGCAUCUGACCAAACACACCAAGUUCGUGCGCGACAUGAUCCGCGAGGUGUGCGGUUUUGCGCCCUACGAGAGGCGCGCUAUGGAGCUGCUGAAGGUGUCCAAGGACAAACGUGCCCUCAAGUUCAUCAAGAAAAGGGUGGGAACUCACAUCCGCGCCAAGAGAAAGAGGGAAGAGCUCAGCAACAUUCUGGCGGCGAUGAGGAAAGCUGCUGCCAAGAAGGAGUAGCCUGUAUUAUGACGAAUAAAUUUGUGUGUAAAAACAA
Sinocyclocheilus grahami is the source of this 274-nucleotide messenger RNA. Its product is annotated as 60S ribosomal protein L36-like. The annotation marks the transcript as partial. NCBI's taxonomy places the organism in Eukaryota, Metazoa, Chordata, Actinopteri, Cypriniformes, Cyprinidae. Gene Ontology annotation, biological process: translation. Gene Ontology annotation, cellular component: ribosome. Gene Ontology annotation, molecular function: structural constituent of ribosome. The transcript is spliced from 2 exons. The record is from RefSeq and is a predicted model, not a curated record.